Molecule: messenger RNA, 540 nt
Organism: Sphenostylis stenocarpa
Lineage: Eukaryota; Viridiplantae; Streptophyta; Magnoliopsida; Fabales; Fabaceae
Source: the annotation of a GenBank genome assembly
AUGAAGGAAGUGAGUUGGCAUCUUACACCAGACAAGACUGAAGUGAUGAAUAUACUGAAGCUUAGCUAUGACAGCUUGCCUCCAGGAUUAAAGCCAUGCUUUCUGUAUUUUGGAAUCUAUCCUGAAGUCUAUGAGAUCAGUGCAAGGCAAUUGAUCCAACUAUGGACAGCUGAAGGGUUCAUUCAUCCACAAGAAACUGGAGCUCCGAGUACAGCAGAGCUGGAAGAUAUCGGUGACUACUACUUGGAUGAGCUGGUGGAUCGCAGCCUGGUGCAAGUGGCAAGUAGGAGGAGUGAUGGCGGUGUCAGGACAUGCCGGAUUCAUGAUCUUCUCCGUGACCUCUGCUAUCUGAGAGCAAAUCCAAGUAGCAAAAAUGCUCGUGUGGUAUAUUCAAAGUCCAAAGGAGCAAUGAAUUAUUCACUACAUGGUACUUUUAAGACGAUGAUUCAUCUAGGGUAUUUGAGAAUAGACACUGGUGUCAGCCACAUUCCAGCUUCUAUAAGCAACCUUAGGAAUUUAGAAACGCUAGAUAUAAAAUAG